AUGGUUGCUAGCUGUAAGGAUCAGAAAAGGGCUGUUGCCAUCUGUUUGCAGAGGUCGCCCUGCGUGAUGAUAGAGAGGCACAACCCUCAAGAGUGUCUAGACAAUCCAGACCUGAACAAGGAUCUGCCUGAGCUUUGUAUAGCCCAGAUGAAAGCAUUUUUGGAUUGCAAACGAGGAAUAGUGGACAUGACCAAGCGGUUUACCGGUAACGCACCCCUCUCAACUGGCAAGUACGAUCAGCAGUACGAAAACCUGUGCACGGGGAAAUUCAAUCCCAGAGAAGAAAUGGAGAAGUUGAGAAUGCUGGAUAGCAAGAAGAAGGACUGA
Molecule: messenger RNA, 327 nt
Organism: Saccharomyces eubayanus
Lineage: Eukaryota; Fungi; Ascomycota; Saccharomycetes; Saccharomycetales; Saccharomycetaceae
Gene: PET191
Product: Pet191p
Exons: 1
Coding region: 1-327 (108 amino acids)
Biological process (GO): mitochondrial respiratory chain complex IV assembly
Cellular component (GO): mitochondrion
Source: RefSeq, a predicted model, not a curated record